AUGACGAUUGAGGAAAAAACCGCAUUUCUGCGCGUUGCAGCUGCAGCUGAUCCGGCAUCUGUUACACGGGCCGAGAAGAAUCAUAUAUUUGGGCAGCCUCCGCCUGACGAAGAAGAUCGCUUGUGUCAAGAGAAAAUCGGCAUGACGAUGGAAGAGCUCAGACGCAAGGUUAUGAGCGACCCAGACACUUUGACGGAAUUAGAGUGCGACAUUAUCCGCUUCGGCGCCACCUACGAGUGGAAUCGCCCAAGGGUCGGUAGGCCUCCAUUGUGGAAGGCUUUUCUCCCAGACGAAGAGGGCCGUCUUGCCAGUCAAGUGUUUGCCCUGCUGGCGAAUGACCGUGACGAUGAGAUAUCUCGCCGUGCAGACGUCCGUGCCAAAGCUUUCGAAAAUGUUAAAACAGAGCGCCGUUUAAAAUUAGUUGAAGAAAGAAAGGCAGAGUCGGCAGCAAAAUGGCAGCAAGAGUUUAGUGAAGCUAUCAAAACAUCAAGUCUCUUCAAUCCUCCUCCCACCAGGUUGUCGGCUGAGGAAAAGGCACUCUAUUUGCGCAUUAUAGCAGAUCCAGCGUCUGUUACGCGGGCGGAUAAGAACAAAGUGUAUGAGAAACCCCCACCUGAUGAAGAGGAUCGUUUGUGCAAAGACAAAACUGGCAUGACGAUGGAACAGCUUAGACACAAGGCACUGUCCAACCCCGACGCUCUAACGGAAGACGAGUGUGACAUUCUUGCCUACGGAGUUACCAAGCGGAAUAAAUCUAGUAGCAAGCCCAGUUUUUGGAAGUUCCACCUUGUUGAAGACGACAUACAACUUGCCAAUCAAGUUGAUGAAAUCUUAUACACCCAAGACGAUAUCGAGAUUCAGCGCCGUGCGACUCACCACCUUUCCCACACUUUCAAGGAAGUGAUGGCAGAGCGACGCGGAAACCAAAGACAGCAACAAAUCGCUGAGCGAGCGGCAAAGAUGAGGGCUGCCCAACCUCGAUGGCUUAACCACAUGUCCGAUGCAAAGCUGAGUCGAUGGGGCUUUGUUAUUUUCCGGACCGCGUACAGCGAGGGAACUGAAGAGAAAUGGAAAGAGUUCCAGUGGGUUUAUCUUGUUAAUAAGAAUGCACAGCUUAGUAAAGGCUGGAGAAGGGCAACCAGUUUCCGCUCUCUUCAUGAACCGCUUCUUGUCAGCGACUCAUCACUUGAGGGAGCAGGUGUCGAUGUUUUGCGGCAGCGGUUCAAGGCCAUACGAGAGCAGAACGAGAUUCCCGCUGGCGUAGCGACAGAUUGCUUCCUAAUUGCGGAUCAGGCGAUUCUUGACAAGGCACUUCUCUCGGUAGAGGUCAAGUAUCAACCGAAAGCUCAGGGCGAACCAGAUCCAUGGCAGUCUACAUUUUUUAUCAGAGCUGUUAAUCCAGACUAUGACGCUUCGGUACCAAUCCCAUCUGAAGGAGAUUUAGCCGGCUACGAAGGGGAGAUUACAAUCCCACUCCCAAAAGUCUUUGACUGGCUGUACUACUGUUUCCUUGCCAAAAGCGAGGAUUGGGAGACCAGAUACAAGUUGGUGAAAGGAGGCCCUGCAGAAAUGAUGGGUGAAAUGUCGCCAUAUCCAGCAUAUCGUCCAGGAACAGAGCCUGCUAACCUUUCAGAGAUACUGCCACCAGAGCCAGUUACCUAG
Molecule: messenger RNA, 1662 nt
Organism: Trichoderma atroviride IMI 206040
Lineage: Eukaryota; Fungi; Ascomycota; Sordariomycetes; Hypocreales; Hypocreaceae
Source: RefSeq, a predicted model, not a curated record